Messenger RNA from Achroia grisella, 3344 nucleotides. RefSeq names its product nuclear factor NF-kappa-B p110 subunit (gene Rel). The record is from RefSeq and is a predicted model, not a curated record. Gene Ontology annotation, biological process: cellular response to stress; non-canonical NF-kappaB signal transduction; response to cytokine. Gene Ontology annotation, cellular component: cytoplasm. Bases 160 to 3060 code for a protein of 966 amino acids. Gene Ontology annotation, molecular function: DNA binding; protein binding; DNA-binding transcription factor activity. Lineage: Eukaryota; Metazoa; Arthropoda; Insecta; Lepidoptera; Pyralidae. The transcript is spliced from 22 exons.
UACUUAGUAGUUCUUGUUGUUCAACGUUUAACAAAACGCAAUUUCAAUUUUAUUAAUACUGUUUUAUUUUUUAUUAUUGUAGAAUUAGUGAUAAAUUUACUGUCUAUAUUAAUAACCCAGUGUAUAUAAUAAUUUGUGAGGUAUUUACAAGUGUGAACAAUGUCAGCUAUUGCUAGUGACCAAGAUACAGAAUCAUCAAACUUUGGUUCUCCCUCUCCACUAUCACAAAACGUGUUCAUAGAGUCCCCAUACAGUUCUCCAUCGCAACAAGUUCCUCAGCUAGCAUUCUCACUGAAUAGCUUGUCUUGUACGGACAAAAAUUACAAUAUGCAUUAUGAGUAUCAACCAUGCCUACGUAUCGUUGAGCAGCCCCAAGAUCACUUCAGGUUCCGAUAUAAAAGUGAAAUGGUUGGAACUCACGGGUGUCUACUCGGUAAAUCGUAUGUGGCUAACAAAUCGAAAACUCAUCCCACAAUAGAGCUGCUAAAUUAUUCGGGACGGGCAAUUAUAAGAUGUCGAUUGGCUCAGCACAACAAUGAAAAGGAGCAUCCUCAUAAGCUUCUCGAAGAUGAACAAGACAGAGACGUAAGCUACGAAGUGCCUGAACAUGGAAGCUACAAAGUUGGCUUUGCUGGUAUGGGAAUAAUCCACACAGCAAAAAAGGAUGUCCCAGGAUUGUUAUACAAUAAGUAUGCACAGCAAAAUAGUAGAAUGAAUUCUAGGGAGGUUCGCACUCUAUGCGAAAACGAAGCCAAAAACAUUAAUCUCAAUAUAGUUAGAUUGAGGUUUAGUGCACACGAUAUAAAAACUAAUGAAGAAAUCUGUCCACCGGUGUUCUCCGAGCCCAUUCACAACAUGAAGAGCGCAGCUACUAACGACUUGAAAAUAUGUCGCAUCAGCCGUAGCUGUGGCCGGCCCAGGGGCGGAGACGAUGUAUACAUUUUUGUAGAAAAAGUAAACAAAAAAAACAUUAGGAUACGGUUUUUCGAGAUUUCUGACAGUGGGGAGGAGGUCUGGAGUGCUUUUGCACAUUUCUUAGAGAGUGAUGUGCACCACCAAUACGCGAUCGUUUUUAGAACACCAAAAUAUGCGGACCCACACAUAACAGUGGACGUGAAAGUGUUCAUAGAACUGGUACGACCACUGGACGGCCGGACAAGCGAACGCAAAGAAUUCACAUAUACAGCGGAACAGGUGUUCAAGCAGAGCAAGAAAAGGAAGGCAAAUUCAAGCUACUCAUCACUAAAUUCUAACAGUAGUUCUAUAAAGAGCAUUAACGAGGUUCCAGCUACAGUGAUGUUCCAAAGGACCAACAUGUGCGUUGAUGAUCCCAAAAACGAUUUUAAUAUGUUCACAGUCCAAACCAUACCCCAAAUUCCAGCAUCGAAUCAUUCGCCUAAUAACGAUCUAGGGGAAGCUCUCAUGCUGAACAUACCGAACCAGGAUUCCAACAACAGGCAGUUGUACCUUGUGAACGAUAUUCCUCAAUCAGGACAGCCUUCAUUGCCAGAUUUCACCUCCACCGAGCUGAGGCAGUACCUUGAACACAAUUCAAGUAUUUCAAUUGAAGAUAAACAACGAUUUUCCGAGCUGAACUUGGCUGAGUACAUGAACUCCUUCCCAGAUAUUGAUAAUUUACCUGAUGAGCCAAGCGGUAUGGACUACGUAACAAGUAAAUAUAAACUGAUUUCUGACUCUGGUCGAACAAAGGGGAGUGAAAAAAAGGCCAAACUAACUACUGAGGUGAAAUCAACUAAAAAUGAGGACGUGAAGCCUACAAUUGAAACAGCGAACAGCGAAUAUUCGGCAUCUUAUACCUCAGCAGAUGGGAUGGCAGUGAAACAGCUGGUCGCUGAAAUAUGUGAAAUAAUACGUCAGAAAAAUCCAAUGAAAAACCAAAUAGUAAGAGAGAAAUUGGAACAGUUAUUCGAGAAAAGAUUAACUAAUGGUGACACAUUCUUGCAUAUGACUCUAUGUAGCAAGCAGCCUAGUUUAAAGUACAUCGUGAAACUCAUACACAGUAUGAACAUGCCCCAUUUGUUGAACUUGAAGAACAAUUUAUCGCAGACUGUGCUACAUUUAGCUAUCGUCCAUGAGUCACCUGAGCUUAUAACAUUCCUAGUAUCUAAAGGUUGCGAUCCAAUGAUGCCGGACAUCGAGGGUAAUAAUGCGAUCCACUACGCAGUAUGCCGCCAGCGCUCCGCAAGCAGUCUUGAAGCGUUAUUAGACGCCAUACAGAAGAAUAAAAUUACACACGACUUGAACGCAACAAACAUAGAAAACCAAACGGCGCUGCACCUGGCGGCGAUUUACGACUCGAGCACGAAGGCGCGCGCACUUCUGUCGCGCGGCGCCGACUGCGGGCGCCGCGAGCUGCGCGCGCGCACGCCGCUGCACCGCGCCGCUGACAUGGACCACGUCGACGUGCUCCGCGAGCUGCUGCUGCACGCCUCCCAGAGCGAUGUGGACGCCGUUGACGAGACCGGUUACACUGCGUUGCAGAUCGUUUGCGGUGGUGGGAUGAAAAAGAAUACACUUGAAAUGGUUAAAUUACUUUUAGAGAAAAAGGCUAAUCCAACUUUCAACGGGAAUAAAUCGGCAUGGCACCUGGCGAAGCAGGAGCCCGAAAUCAGGGCUGUGAUCAAAUCGUAUACGUCUGCCGAUCAACUGGAGAUGAUUAAUGAGGACGAUAUAAAGUCCGAACCAGAAGACGAUGACUUCAAAAGCGAAGUAGACGACGAAUCGGAUACUGAAAGUUGUCCAUCGGGAUCGUUGGGAGACACAGAGAUGCGGAGUGCUGAAGGUCUGAGGGGGCUGGUGCAGUACCGGCAGGAGGUGGCGGCUCUGCUGGACGCGAGCGGCGGCUGGCGGCAACUCGUAGCGCGUCUGCAACUCGACUCCCUGAUCAGCUGGCUCGAGCACACUGGCAACCCUACUACUACAUUGCUCAAUUAUCUUAAGGAAAGUGGAGAUAAAAUAACGUCGAGGUCACUCGCGAUGAUUCUAGAGAGCAUCGGCCAACAGGCUGCGGCUGCGAUCGUCCGGAACUACAUUGAUUGACGGCGAGCUCGACUUUUAAGAAGACGGCAUUUAUAGCAUAAGAAAUAAUUGUAAAUACUUAGCUACAUGUAAUUAAUUUAAUCAAUUCUAUUAUUUGCCAUGAAAUUUCAAAUUUUUAUUUUGAUUAUUACCUAUUAGUAGAGUAUUGUUAUGAUAUGGAUAUUUACUUGGAAAUGUAGAAGAAAAUAUUGUAAGUUGCAAAACUAUUUCAUUAACUGUUAUGUUGUUUUAUUAUUUCUUAUUUACAAAGGAAUUAACACUAAAGCGCCGUUUUUUAUUGUUAU